This is a messenger RNA of Cavenderia fasciculata, 3054 nucleotides long. RefSeq lists its product as uncharacterized. NCBI's taxonomy places the organism in Eukaryota, Evosea, Eumycetozoa, Acytosteliales, Cavenderiaceae. The transcript has 10 exons. The record is from RefSeq and is a predicted model, not a curated record. Bases 1 to 3054 code for a protein of 1017 amino acids.
AUGAAUCAAUCACAAAGUUUAUGGAUAUCAUCUGUAAUAGUGUUGAUCAUUUAUCUUUCUACCUGUUGCAAUUCUCAACCAUUAUUACUAGAUGAAAUUGAUUCAGUUACAUUUCUUAUAAGACAAUAUGGUAUGCCAUUGGUUGAAGGUGAUCCUUCAAAAUUCUGUAACAAUGUAUCAUCAUCUUCUCAUCGUAUAGAAUGUCAAAUGGUUGAUGGACUAUAUCAUGUUACUGGAAUAUCAAUAGCAGGAUAUGUUACGUUUACAGAAAUGCCUGAUCCUACAUUUAGAUCAUUGAGAUUAUCACAACUGACUAAAUUCUCUAUUUUUGGUACUUCAAAGGUAUCUAAUCAAUCAAUCAAUGUAAUGACAUUGAUUAAUAAUUUACCUCAACUUCAAACUCUAGCUAUAUUAUAUGAUUCUUCUGUUACAUAUAUUCCAGACAUGUUAACAUAUAAUCUUCCAUUGGUAAACCAAGUAAUUCUAUCAAACCUUGUAAACUUGAACUCUAUUACUGGUACUGGAUUGAGUCUUCCUGGUCUAAAAGAUUUAACUAUCAAUGGAGGAAGAACCUUACUAGAAAUGAGGAUAGACAAUACUUGGCGUCUCCCCAGUCUCAUCUCAUGUAUGCUGACUUUUAAUGCUGGUGUUUCAUCAAACUAUACACUUGACUUUGCUCAAGAGUCUUUUCCAUCGACACCAAAUAUCAGUGUAUACACAAACAUUGGUAAUGCAACCAUUGAUAUAUCAUUUGCCAAUGUAAUAGAUCAAUUAACUCUCAGUGCUAUCUACCCUGCCAAAUUCAAUAUCAAGUUUCAACCAAGUGCAUCUAUAAAUCUAUUAACAAGUAGUGAACUAAAUUUAUUUAAUCCUGUGAAUCUUGCAUCGGCACAAUUAAAAGAAUUGACAUUUACAAAUAUACAGUUUGAAAAUUUACCAAAUUACACAAUACCAUUUUAUCCCGAUAACUUGAUUAGAAUCAAUCUUCAAGAUUCAAAUCAAUCAGUCUACACCCCAUUGCCAACAAAGUUAUCAUCAUUUAACUUUAAAAACUCUCAAGUCACAACUGUUCCUUGGGAAAUAUUUGGAACCACCUUUGCUACACUUCAAAUAGAAAAAUCACCCUCCAUUGUUGGUACAAUUCCAGAUUCCAUUUGUAGAAACAAAUUAAAUUUAGAUCCAACUUCAAAAAUAACUUCUAUUCCAGGUAUAUUGUUUUGGUGUUAUAGUAAAGAUACAAAUAUUCUUAAAACAUCAAUUGUUAAACCAUCCACUUUUGUUUGUAAUAUUACAUUUGAUACACAAGACUUGGUAUUGUUUAAUCAUAGUACAAUAGUAACUGGUAAAAACAUUGGAUGGGGUAGCUCUGGUAGUUCUACCUACCAAUUCAAUGCUAUCAUUCCAAACAAGCAAAUUGAAUUCACACUCAUUGAUCCAUCACUCUUUUAUGGAACCAAACAAUCGAUUCAAAUCAAUUUAAAUACAAUGCAAGGUAUUUCAUAUCCAUUUACAUUUGUAGAGGCUGGUUUAGAGAUUAACAAUAGUUCAGAGGUGGUCAGACCAUUCUUUAAACAAUUGUCAGAUUCGAUUCAGCUAGAGGUCAACUUCUUGUUAAUUAAUCCAUAUAUUGAACAUACCAUUUGGAUUGAUGGAAAUAUUCCAUGUAUUGUGACUACCAAUACAUCUACACAAUUACAAUGUGCAGCCAAUGUUUCAAGUGUCAUUCCUGGAUAUCGUGUCAUCUCUAUUAGAAAUGAAUACAAUAGUAUCACUGCAAAUGUAUUAUACACGGUAGAGUAUCCAAUUGGUAAUUCAUAUGAAAUCGAUCAAACAGAUAUUCAAAACCUAACAAUCUAUGGAUUCUUUGGAGCAUAUGGUCAAAAUAAUUUGACAGUCAUCAUUAAUAAUACCAUUAAUUGUCGAAUCACCCAAAAGUCUCAAGCUAUUGUUCAAUGUAGAUUAGAAAAGAUUCCAAAUAAUGGUCCUGCUUCAAUCUACAUGACAAUUGAUUCAUACUUUUUAUCAAGACCAAAUGUUUUUUAUUUUAAAAAUAAUAAUAAUAAUAAUUCAUCAUCCUCAUCCUCAUCCUCUUCAUCUUCAUCAUCUGGAUUAUCACCAAAAGAUCAAUGCCAACAAUUAACAGAUAAUUGUUUUGGUCAUGGUGAAUGUAAUGAUCAAGGAAAAUGUCAAUGUGAUCAAAAUUAUAAUCCAAUUGAUAAUUGUAGUAAUCAAUUUACAAAUUCAACUAAACCAAAUAUUGAUCCAAAUGAACCAUCAGCAUCAUUUGAUGGGGUUGAAUUUAAAUUUGAAAUUAUAUCAAUUCAAGAAUUAAAUCUUGAUGAUUUAAUUAUAAAGGAAUUACCAACUGAUAUAUGGUCAUCAAAUAUUACAAUAACAGAUGAAUUAACAACUGCUAUUUAUGCUCUCAAUAUAACCAAUCAAACCAAUUUAGAUAGUAAUCCAAAUUUGAAUGUUACAACUACCCUUACAUUCUCUAGUAAUGCUAGAACCGUUAUGUUUGGUAGCCAACAACUUUAUAUUGAUCCAAACUCUAUAAAGUUAUCAGUCAAUGUUAGUGGUUGGGAUUAUGAUUCCAAUCUAUCAUAUCUUAGAGUAUUAUUCAAGACCUCAAUCAAUAAUAAUCAAUCAUUUUCAUUGGAUUGUAAAGAACACACUGUUGAUUCAUUAUCAUAUGACCCUCUUGGAUCAGAUUUACAAUAUCUUCGAAUAAUCAAAGAUAAUAUUCAAUUGAAUGGUAGAUUUAUAGAUUAUUCAUUGUCUGAUGGAAGAGAAACUUAUUCAAAAACUCAAGUACUCUCAAUCACCUCUAAUAAUGAUACAACAUCGACAGUAGUGAUUGGAGUGAUUCUAUCACAAUGUCAAGAAUGUAUUUUAGAUCCAGACUUUACACCACUUCUCAUUGUCAAUGACACUGAUGAAUCGUCAUGUGACAAUGAAAACCAAUCAAAUACAUGGAGAAUUAUAGUUGGUGUAGUAGUUGGUGGAAUUGGUGCCAUUGCAUUGGCUGUUGGUUCAAUCAUAUUAAUACUUUAG